UCUGCAAUAUGCCCACACCGAAGUGUUUCUUCUAUGGGGCCGGUCAGGUCAGUAUCUAGGGAUGCAGUAUCGUAUCUGCAGUCUGUGGUGCUCUUCUCAUGGUGACUCCUGCGUUUACUUUGAACUGGCAUCUACAUCUACUGGCUACUCUUGCUGCCUACACGCAAGCAUUGCAACUUUAGUGCUCUACAAUCCACACAAAAGCGCGGCGGUACCAGUGGUGCUGAGCACUUCUAACGGAUAUGCAGCAUCCUGGCAAUUAAUUAGUCUACAAAAGCGCACGUGUACUGCGGGGGAACAUCCACAGCCCUUCAUCAACUCAGUCCUCAGUAUUAAGUAGCCACUACAUUCUUCUUUGUUUCGGUCAGCAUCAGUUUCAUAAUCAUGCCACAAUCUGAAUCUAAUGGUCAUACGACCGAUGAUUCGGAGGAUGCCAGGGCUACAGCCGUACCAAGUCAUGUCGCGCGCUGGUUGGGUGAAAGACCUCGAGAGGAGUAUUACCAUGGGCAGUCGGCGGUACCUCCAUUGUAUUAUGACUUGCCAAUGAUAAACGAAAACGAAGGAACAAAUUCGAAUUGCGCGGAGUUCCCUAGCAAUCAUGACCCGUCGGAAAAUACCACAGCCUCAGAACAGCUUCUGGACAACCAAAACCGCCAGCUAGAAUCUGGAGAAUCCAUACGGAAUAGACAGCGCACCAUUCACAGCCUAUUAGCGCAACACAUAAGAGACGGAAGAAGGCCGGUUGAACCACCCCCACAAUCUGAAGACAUCUGCGUUCCCAUGACACCGGAAUCCGAGGAAGAUGUUAUAGAUUGCGAAAGCGAAUUUCAAGAUCUCGAAACCAGCCCCAGUUGGGUUCCUGAUGGGAAUGUUCUUUAUUCCUUACAGUUGCAGUGUAUCCAGCGGCUGGUAGAAUCUUUCUAUUUGCGCUCGUCAUGUGCUUCCGAACAGGAAGGAUCGGGAUCCACGAAUACAUCGAGGAGAAGUGGAAAACGCCAAGCAUCCUCGCCGCCUUCGGGAAACAACUCUCGAAACCUCAGUUCUAGAAGAUCUACGAGACCACAUGAUGGUAGAAAUAAGAAGGGUGGCCAAGGAGAAGAUGACGAUGAGGAUGAAGUGCGCAAUCCACCACUCAGGCCAGUGAACAACAGUACGAAAUUGACCCAGCUUUUGGCCUGUCCCUUCGUGAAGCGAUACCCGAGACAUUACGAGACGUGCUACGGGCAUGAAUUGAGGAAUACCUCGCGUGUUAAACAACACUUGGUCCGCUACCACAGCUUGCCUAUAUACUGUCCGACAUGUACUGUCACGUUCUCAAAAGAAGACAUACGCGAUGAACAUAUACGGGAGGGGAAGUGUACCAAGAGACCCCCCAGGAAAUGGCAAGGUAUGACAUCCAAUCAAAGGAAACAAAUAGGAAAACGUUCUUUAUCCAGAGAUUCGGAGCUACAGAAGUGGAACGCAAUCUACGAAAUUCUCUUCCCCGGUGAUCCAUUGCCAGUCAGCCCAUACCUUGACCCGAGUCUCUCCAAAGAACUGCGAGCUUUUAGAGAGCACAUCAACUCAGAGGUUCAGUCUGUUUGGGAUGAGAUUCUCCGCUCACAGUUGCCAGAGAAUCUGCAACCACACUUGGGAGAGUUGCAAUCGUUCCAUCGUUCCUUCUACCAUGCAGCAUUCGAUAGUCUUUACGAAAGUUGGAACUCUAAAUCCGCGACUACGCAGCCUCUGACCUCGGGGCAUAAUUCGACGUCUGUAUCAGGAGAGAACGAGGCUCAAGCAUACGCACCCAGCAAAUCAAUUGCAGACUUAUCACAGUCACAAUCGGAAUCAGAAUCUACAUUCCAUAGGAAUGUUGUUGACAGUGGCCAAAUUGAUUAUGCGUCAGCAUCAAAUCAAAGCAUACUGAACCAUCAAAAUCAACGAUUCCCAGUACCCGAGGAGUCUCAAAACUUUUGCGCCCAUCAACAGAUACCCGAUAUACUUCUCGACACUUCUUAUCUUGCAUCGGAACCACCACUUCGCUUUCCGCUAGGGGAGGGCUCUGACUUUCCAUCAUAUACGUCAUAUGGAAGCCAUAGCACCACUAUGCAAGCGCAGCACGAUAAUGAAUGGUCGCAUCUCCCGUAUCAUCCGAUUUCUUCACCGGCAUUCGGACACGUGUCAGAGCAGUCAUGCGAUGAUAGUUCACUAGAUGCACACGUCGCACACCCAUCGGCAUAUCUGACUCUCGAAAACGCAGCAAUCCAGCCGGACUCGACUUCGUUUUCGUCUUUUGAAAGGCCGAUGACCUCAAAUUCACAGCAAACGAGACCCUACCCGGGACUUAUACGAGGAUUCAAUCAUGUCUUAUACUCCGAAAUGAAGUAG
Messenger RNA from Periconia digitata, 2367 nucleotides. The record is from the annotation of a GenBank genome assembly. Lineage: Eukaryota; Fungi; Ascomycota; Dothideomycetes; Pleosporales; Periconiaceae.